Messenger RNA from Medicago truncatula (barrel medic), 630 nucleotides. RefSeq lists its product as uncharacterized. Gene Ontology annotation, cellular component: nucleus. The record is from RefSeq and is a predicted model, not a curated record. Bases 16 to 630 code for a protein of 204 amino acids. The transcript has 3 exons. Gene Ontology annotation, molecular function: transcription corepressor activity. NCBI's taxonomy places the organism in Eukaryota, Viridiplantae, Streptophyta, Magnoliopsida, Fabales, Fabaceae.
CUACUUGGUUUGUUUAUGUUUGGGAAGAAUUUUAUUCAAAUAAAAAGAUUCUUAGAGAACAAAUUGAUGGGGGAGAUACUCUCAUUUUACUAUGGAGAGUUUUACAAAACUGAAGGAUAUCGUAGAUGGUCGAAGUGCAGGAGGAAAAAAGGGGGGAAAUGUAUGACAGGACAGAAACUUUUUGCUGGACCGAGGCAACAAGAACUUUUGUCUCGCUUGAUUACUCAUGUCUCUGAAGAAUCGCAAGAUACUUUGUUACAGGUGUCUAAGUCAUUUGUGGAGGACAGAACUUCUCUUGAAGAAUACAUAUCUUCUUUGAAGUCUAUUGUUGGACUUGGUGUCCUUGUGGAAGCAGUAGGUAUUGGUAAGGAGAAGAAAGACCUUACUAGGUUUUGUCUUCUCUUGGACCGAUUUUCAAGGAGAAAACUUGUGAAAGGUGAUCAUUACUUUGAUUAUGUUAGUGAUGUCUUGAGCAAAGUAGUAGCUGAACCUAAUAUUCUCGUGCUCGAAGAAGAAGCUAAAGUUGGUAGCUACAAUGAGGAAGAACCAGAAAAGGGAUCAAAUGAAGAUGAUUUAUCUGACGAUCAUCGUCAAUGUUACCUCAAGCCCAAAUCUGCUAACCUACAAUAA